GGGUUAUUGGGGUUGGGGGGGUUAUUAUGUUUUAUUGAGCUAUUGGGGUUUAUUGGGGGGUUGUUGGGGUUUAUUGGGGUUUAUCGGGGGUUAUUUGGGGUUUUUGGGGUGGGGGCUCAGUCAGGGCCCCCCCCGGGCAGCCAGAGCCGCCGCGGGCGGGUGCAGCGCAGCUGCAGUUCCUCCUCCGCGCCGGGUGGGGGCGCCCGUCCGGGCCCCCCCAGGACCCCCCCCGGCACCCAGACCUGCGCGGAGCCCACCGAGGACCACGAGAGCCACAGCCCAUCGGGGCGCUGUUUCGCCAGUGCCUCCUCGGCCCCCCUGGACCCCCCCGGCAGCACCGCCAGAGCCCCCCCCGGCAGCCCCGCGGCCUCCAGCGCCUGUGGGGGGCACAUGGGGGGCACGGCCCCGCCCACCUGCAUAGCUCCGCCCCCCAUCUCCGCCCGCGCCGCCCAGCGCAGCAGCGCCUCCCGCAGCCCCUCCGUCGCCUCCUCCGCGUCCGCCUCGAGCGCCGCCACCGCCCCCCGGAGCACCCGCGCCCGAGAGCCGCCCGGGAGGAGCCCCCACCUGCGGGCACCGCCCCGUCAGACACCCCGCGGCGGCGACGCUCGGCACAGAUGAGGCCACCGCGACGGCGUCCGACGCGCAGCGGACGGGGAGCAGCGGCAGCAGCGGCGCCUCGGACUGGGAGCAACUGGGAGUGACUGGGAGCGACUGGGACCCCGACUGGGAGCAACUGGGCUCCCCACGAUGGCGGCGGCCGCGCUGUCCAGGUCGGCCGAGUCGAGGACGAUGACGAUGACGCGACCCCCACGGACCCCCCAAAAACGGGGACCCCGACCUGGGGACCCCCACAUCAUCUUCUGCAUUUCCUCCUGAAGAGGGGGACACACGCGGACCGGGGGGGCCGAGCUGUGCCCCCCCCGCCGCCGCCCGCAGCAGCCGCAGCCCCAGGUCCAGAUUGGGGGUGUGGCCACGGCACCGGAAGCGGAAGCGGCACGAGGAGCGGGAAGGGAGCGAAGGGAGCCCAUGGCGGCCCCCCCGGACCCUUCGCUGCUCUCGGCUGAGUUGGAGGCAGAGGAGGAGGAGGAGGAUGCGCUGCAGCGGCUGCUGCUGCAGGCAACUCAGGAGGAUGAGCGGCGCCCCCCCUCAGGCCCCCCCCGUGCCGUCACCCCACAACCAGGCCUUUGCGUCAAGACCCGUGCAGGGGAGGACAAAGUGUUCAUCAAUGUGUGCCACUCGGCGGAGGUGCCGGCGCCGCCCCCCCUGUCCCCCCCCGCGCUGCGGCGCCUCCUCUGCGCACCCCCCGACGGCUUCCGCAUCCCCAUGAGCCUCGGGGAGCCCCACGCCGAGAUCGACCGUGGCGGCCGUGGCUGCACCGCCUACGACGUGGUGGUGAACUCGGGGUUCUUCCGCACUCUACAGAGUGACCCCCUGUACCUGGAGUUCUUCCUGACGGUGGCGAUGGAGGGGCUGACGGAGAAAUACGGCGUAGAACUGGAGCUGAGCGAUUGGAGAGUGUUGAAGAACCGCAAAUUCUUGGGCUCCAUCGCGGCCCAAAACAUCCGCACACGGCCUCAGCCCCACAUCGAGGAGCUCGAGGGCCCCCCAGCGCCCCCCAAGUUCGUGGUGGUGGCUCAGCCUUCGGUGGAGCGUCCUGAGGUGCUGCAGGCGCGGAUCCUCCUGCCCCACAUCGGAGGGGCGGAGUCUCUGCGGGUGGCGCUGAGUGAGGAGCGGUUGGUGCUGGAGGGGGACGGCCCCGCCCUGCUGGCACUGGGGCUGCCCCUCCCCCCCGACCCCGCCCGCUGCCGCGCCCGCUUCCACCGAUGCACCAAGGUUCUCACAGUGACGAUGCCCCUACAGACGUGAGGGGGGGCUCUGUGUGUGUCCCCCCCCCCAUCUCCGGACCCCCCAAAAUCCCCAAUAAAGAUUCCGGCCGCCCGC
Messenger RNA from Cuculus canorus (common cuckoo), 1941 nucleotides. It is a transcript of the gene PIH1D1, whose product is annotated as PIH1 domain containing 1. The transcript has 16 exons. Gene Ontology annotation, cellular component: ribonucleoprotein complex; R2TP complex; cytoplasm. The record is from RefSeq and is a predicted model, not a curated record. Bases 1027 to 1866 code for a protein of 279 amino acids. Gene Ontology annotation, biological process: rRNA processing; box C/D snoRNP assembly. NCBI's taxonomy places the organism in Eukaryota, Metazoa, Chordata, Aves, Cuculiformes, Cuculidae.